Molecule: messenger RNA, 354 nt
Organism: Trichomonas vaginalis G3
Lineage: Eukaryota; Parabasalia; Trichomonadida; Trichomonadidae
Product: homeodomain-like family
Exons: 1
Coding region: 1-354 (117 amino acids)
Source: RefSeq, a predicted model, not a curated record
AUGAAAGAAAAUUUAAUAAGUGAGAGCUUCAUUGAAAAUCUAAAUAAUGAGAUAUAUAGAAGAAUAUCCAUAACAAAAAUUAAUAAAGAGCAAGCAAAGCUAAAUCUAUCCGAAUUACAGAUAACAUCUCUUGAAGAAAAGAAUGGAUGGUCUGAAUCUGAUAUUAGAUAUUUUUUAACGUUAAUAAGUCAAUAUGAAAAUCCUGACUUCAUUGACUGGACAUCAAUAUCAGAAUACUUCUCAAACCAGACAGAAAAAUCAUGCCAAGCUCUUUAUGCAAAUCUUAUCGAGCAGAAAAUCAUCCGGCAAAAAAAUGAAAAGAACUACAUCAUUGCAACUAGAUUCCGUUACUAA